Messenger RNA from Rhododendron vialii, 2136 nucleotides. RefSeq names its product ATP-dependent 6-phosphofructokinase 6-like. Gene Ontology annotation, biological process: glycolytic process; fructose 6-phosphate metabolic process. The transcript is spliced from 14 exons. Gene Ontology annotation, molecular function: 6-phosphofructokinase activity; ATP binding. The record is from RefSeq and is a predicted model, not a curated record. Bases 457 to 1965 code for a protein of 502 amino acids. Gene Ontology annotation, cellular component: cytoplasm. Lineage: Eukaryota; Viridiplantae; Streptophyta; Magnoliopsida; Ericales; Ericaceae.
GUAGUCAUCAGUACAAAACAGCCUCCCACGGUGGUGGCGUGGCGCCACCAGUUUUUGUUUUGAGCAGUAAUACUACUACUAGUAAAAAGCCCUUGAUUUGGCGCAGAAUCUCGAAUCUAUCCUCCUGACCCUCCAGAGCUUUCGGACAUGUCUCCGAUCCUCACGGCCUAUAAAUAAACAAAAAGAGAAAUAAUCCCAAUCUAUGUAUGGUUUUUACGCGACGAAUCCGUUAUUAAUGCAGUAAGUAAACAAACAAACAAACAAUUAUUCCUUGUUCGACUAUUCUCUUCUCUCGUCCCUCCCUUGUCCCAAAUCUCGAUCCCAGUCCUCUGCGUUUCUUCCCCCUCAAAUUUGCAGGUGAUCAUCAUCAUUAUUAGGAAUAUAUAUAAGUACCCCCGUGAUUUACCUAUAGAAUAGAUUUGAGUGGUUUUUUUUUUUCCUGUUCUUUUGAGAAUUAUGGAACACGAUAGCAAUUUUAUGAAAGUGGUCACCGGCGAUGCUGGUUAUGUGCUCGAAGAUGUUCCUCACUUGACUGAUUACAUUCCUGAUCUCCCUACCUAUCCCAAUCCAUUGCGAUUCAAUCCUGCAUAUUCAGUUGUGAAGCAGUAUUUUGUUCACGUGGAUGAUACUGUACCCCAAAAGAUUGUUGUACACAAGGAUAGUCCAAGAGGAGUACACUUUCGACGUGCUGGACCUCGACAAAAGGUGUAUUUUAAUUCAGAUGAGGUGCAUGCUUGUAUUGUAACAUGCGGGGGUUUAUGCCCUGGGCUGAACACGGUGAUCAGGGAAAUUGUAUGCGGCCUCUAUCACAUGUAUGGCGUCAACAAAAUCCUUGGGAUAGAUGGAGGAUAUAGAGGCUUCUAUUCAAAAAAUACCAUCCCUUUAACACCGAAGGUUGUAAAUGACAUUCAUAAACGUGGUGGUACAAUAAUUGGGACGUCACGUGGAGGGCAUGAUACCUCAAAGAUAGUUGAUAGCAUUCAAGACCGUGGGAUUAACCAGGUCUAUAUUAUUGGUGGGGAUGGAACUCAAAAAGGAGCAGCUGUGAUCUAUGAGGAAGUUAGACGACGUGGCCUCAAAGUUGCAGUUGCUGGAAUCCCCAAGACAAUUGAUAAUGACAUUCCGGUCAUUGACAAGUCAUUUGGUUUUGAUACGGCUGUUGAGGAAGCUCAACGAGCCAUCAACGCUGCUCAUGUUGAAGCUGAAAGUACUGAGAAUGGUGUUGGUGUAGUUAAGCUAAUGGGCCGCUACAGUGGAUUCAUUGCAAUGUAUGCCACACUUGCGAGCCGAGAUGUGGACCUUUGUUUGAUUCCAGAAUCACCCUUCUAUCUUGAAGGAGAGGGUGGACUUUUUGAAUUCGUGGAAAAACGGCUCAAAGAAAAUGGGCACAUGGUUAUUGUGAUAGCUGAAGGAGCGGGACAGGAGCUGCUUGCAGAGAGCUUGCAGUCUGCAGACCAGAAAGAUGCUUCUGGGAACAAGCUACUCAGAGAUGUUGGUUUGUGGAUUUCUCAUAAGAUCAAGGAACAUUUUGCGAAAAAUCAUAAGAUGGAUAUUACACUUAAGUACAUAGAUCCCACAUAUAUGAUCCGGGCUAUUCCAAGCAAUGCAUCAGACAAUGUUUACUGCACACUGCUUGCUCAAAGUGCAGUUCAUGGAGCUAUGGCAGGAUAUACAGGUUUCACUAGUGGGCUUGUUAAUGGCAGACAGACUUAUAUUCCUUUUAAUCGUAUCACUGAGAAACAAAACAUGGUGGUGAUAACAGACAGGAUGUGGGCAAGGCUCCUCUCUUCAACCAAUCAGCCAAGCUUCUUGGGUCCCAAAGAUAUAGCUGAAGCAAAAAAGCAGGAGGAGCCUCCAACAGGCUUGUUGGAUGGGGAGAAUUGUAAAGAUGACCACCAACCAGGUCGUGUAGGAACAAUGUUCAACUCUUCAGCUCUGUUAGGAUGCCUCAACUGCAUGCAGUGACUUUGUAAUUGUAGCAGAUAGAAAUUUGAUAUGAGAGUUCCAAUUUGUGUUUGAAGACACUUAUGUUCAUUUUUUGCACAGAACUUCUGUUGUUCAUAUUUGAGAAGAACAUUUUUUGGUCAAAACUGUGCUGGCAAUGUUAUUUGUUUAUCAAAGCUCUUUUAGUAAUCA